Molecule: messenger RNA, 1274 nt
Organism: Solea senegalensis (Senegalese sole)
Lineage: Eukaryota; Metazoa; Chordata; Actinopteri; Pleuronectiformes; Soleidae
Exons: 5
Coding region: 198-1226 (342 amino acids)
Biological process (GO): response to bacterium
Source: RefSeq, a predicted model, not a curated record
AAGCUAUAUAUUACGAUUGUUGCUAAAAGUGAUGAGGCAUACACUUCCUGUCAAAGGAAGAAACUACCUCACAUGUUGUCAAUGUCAACUUGUUUCCUACUGAAUUUAGGCCAAUUUCUGAGAAGACAAUCAAACGCAGCGUAGCCUCUGAAAUGAGGAUAGUGUGAAGGCUCGGCUCUGCACUCAACCAUAGAAACAUGAAGAUGACAAAACCUGCACUCCUUGUCCUCUACCUGAUUUGGGGGGAAAUUGCUGGAAUGACCAAUAUGUCUCCAUCUAUACAUCAGGAGAGACAUUUGAUAUCAACUCGUGUUGGUGAAACUAUAACUGUGGAGUGUGUCCUUCACCACUCAUUGAUAACGAGGUUUUACUGGUAUAAACAGCCCCCGGGACAGGAGCCGAGGCUCAUGUGCACCUACUACAAAUACCACGGAAAUAACAUUUUGCAUAAUGAGUUUGAGAAGAGUCCACGUUUCACAGUGGAAACUGGCAAUACGAAAUUUCACAUGACAAUCGCAGAUGUACGUGUGUCAGAUUCAGCAACUUACUACUGCGCAAGCAGCUUCACGGCAACAAUACAGUUUGCGGACGGCAUCAUUGUGAAUGUGGACGGUUCAGGGUCGAAUGCCCAAGCUCUGGUCCGUCAGUCGCCUGUGACUCUCAGCUGUCCAGUUCACAAAGGACCCAGCGAUGGACAACACAGCGUUUACUGGUUCAACUCUGAAGAAGCUCACCUCGGACUCAUUUACUCUUGUGAAAACAACAGUGAUCGGUGUGAGCGGAACCUCCGCACACAAACACACACCUGUGUCUACAAACUGCCAAUGAAGAGUCUGAAUCUGUCUCAUACGGACACCCACUACUGUGCUGUCGCCUCAUGUGGACACGUAGAGUUUGGAAACGGGAGCAAUUUGGACUUUAAAGGUUUGUCUGAUCAGGUGAACUCUGUUGUCUCUGUGCAUGUCUUGAGCGGAGCUGUUGCAUUGUGCAACAUCCUGAGUGUUUUACUGGCUUUGUGUAUGUGGGGAAUCAAAAGGAAAAGAAGCUGCAUUUGUGAAGGGUCCGCUGCAAGAUUUACAGGUCCCUUCUCCGGCAGUGCGGAGUGCUACCAAAAUGAAGAUCGUCUCCAUGACAAUGUAACUCAGACUGAAAAAAAGCUCAACAGUGGAAGAAGACAGAAGAAUAACACCUGGAGUCAAUGUGUGUACUUCAGUGUAAAGCAGUAGAACUGCAAAUCCUUCACUGUUUAUCUCAGGCUGACGUUUUGAUUAUGU